Molecule: messenger RNA, 1308 nt
Organism: Telopea speciosissima
Lineage: Eukaryota; Viridiplantae; Streptophyta; Magnoliopsida; Proteales; Proteaceae
Exons: 3
Coding region: 1-1308 (435 amino acids)
Source: RefSeq, a predicted model, not a curated record
AUGGCUGAUUCUAAGCCUCCUACGGACAACUUUAAUGUUCAGAUUACUACCAUCAAAUUGAAUGGUGCCUCCAACUACGUCCUUUGGUCUCAAGCCUUUGAAGUUUACGUUACUGCUCGCCGGAAGAUGUCUUAUCUCGCUAUGACACCACCAGAUCCUACUGAUGACAAAUAUGACGAUUGGAAGUUUUUCUCUUUCAAUCAAGAAGGAAAGUCUAUUGGCGAAUAUUACAGUUCACUGAAGCGGAUGUGGGAAGAACUCAAUGUGUACCAGCCUAUAUCUACUGAUGCCUCUGUGAUUAAAUCCCAACGUUCUGAAUUUUUGAGAGUUGUUUCCCUUUCGGUGGUGAAAUCUGAUCCUACUCUUGUUUCCAAGGAUAAUUCUGCCCUCUUUAUUUCUACUGGAGGGCAUGGUCGUGGUGGUGGUACCUCUUCUCGAGGUUGUGGUUCUGGAUCUGGUUGUGGAGCUGGUUCUGGUGGUCGUGGAACUGGUUCUCACCUUGCUGGUUCAUUUUCUGGUGAUAGUGGCUCUCGAUGGUGCUCUCAUUGUGGUCGUCCUAACCACACUAUUUACAAAUGUUGGCUGAAACACGGCAAACCACAAUGGGCACGAGAGCAAUUUGCAAACGCUGCAGUUUCUGAUGGAGCGGUUGAUUCUGUGCAUCCUCCUGACACUACUCAUGGGUCUUCCACUGGUAGUGGUAGUUCCUCUAAUGACUUGGUUUCUCAGCUAUUACAACGAGUUCAGAAACUUGAGGCAUCCUCCUCUACAUCUACAGCUGUUCUUGCUCACCCAGGUACAUCUACUGCAUGUUUUGCCUCCUCAUCCUCUCCGUGGGUCAUUGACUCCGGUGCCUCCUCUUACAUGACUGGUAAGCCUAAUUUAUGUUCGUCUUUUACACAGUCCGCUGUCCCAUCUCGGAUUUCUAUUGCCGAUGGGUCCUUUAUACCUGUCACUGGUCAUGAGGACAUCCCCUUAUCUUCUGAUCUUUCUUUGUCUGAUGUCCUUCAUGUACCUAAGCUUCCUCCUAAUCUUCUAUCUAUUAGUCAAUUAACUAAGACUUUGAAUUGUUCUAUAACCUUUCAUCCUUCUCAUUGUGUCAUUCAAGAUCUUGCAACAAAGAUGACGAUUGGUGGCGGGCAUGAGAAGGGUGACCUUUAUUAUUUUGAUUUGGCAUCUACUUCUACGGCAGCGGUUGCUACUUCUUCUGGUGUAUCUCCUUUACAUUGGCAUUAUCGGCUAGGACAUCCUUCAUUAUCCAUGCUGCGUCAUCUUGUUCCUAGCUGCAAAUCUAUCUCCCGCAUUUAG